AUCAAAUCCCCCCACGGUCCCGUGUACCAGACAUGAUCGUUGUCGUCGCCGUCGCCGUCGUCGUCGGUUUCACCGCUCCAAUAAUAUCUGUGCCCCUCGGAAGAUAUUGCGGCUCUUCUCGCAGUUCUCUCCUCUAAUCGCUUUAACCCUUCCCGGCUGGAGAGGUCGUCACGUAUCAAUCCGAAAUUGGGUAAUUGGAUAAUAGGCAGUAAAGGAGAUUAGUAAUUCUUCUUCUUCCAUGGCGGAACACCACGCAGAUGAUUUGGACGCACUUCUCGACAGUGCUUUGGAUGAUUUCCAGAGCCUCAACCUCUCUUCUUCCAGGGGUGGGAAUGGUGCUGAGACCAACCAGGAUGAUGCAUCAUUACCAUCGGGCAUCCAAGGUCUGGGCAUGGGAUUGCCUGAUCUAAGAAAUAAAAAGCAGAAGGGGAAACAAAAGGCUCCAAAGGACAUAGCCCAUGCUGCCGAAACUCUAGAUAAGCUCAGACAACAGACUAGGGAGGCUGUCAAGGGAUUGGAAUCGGUCACUGGUGGUGAUGAUUUGGGUAGCAACGCUAUGAUGGAGGAUUGGGUGAAGCAGUUCGAGGAGCUAGCUGGGUCACAGGACAUGGAAUCGAUGGUGGAAACAAUGAUGCAGCAGCUGCUGUCAAAAGAGAUUCUUUACGAACCAAUGAAGGAAAUUGGAGAAAAAUACCCUAAAUGGUUGGAAGAUCAUAAAUUGACCUUGAGCGAAGAGGAGUACAAGCGGUAUGCCCACCAAUAUGAACUCAUAAAAGAUCUUAAUGAAGUCUACGAGAACGAGCCUGACAACUUCAACAAGAUCGUUGACUUCAUGCAGAAGAUGCAAGAAUGUGGUCAACCACCGAACGAUAUUGUUCGGGAGCUGGGUCCUGAUUUCGAUAUAUCCAAUCUUGGACAGCUGUCCCCAGAGAUGCUCGAGUCUCAACCCAAUUGCUGCAUAAUGUGACUGCUCAGUUUUAUGCAGAGUAAACAAGCGGCAGAAGGGAAAACUAGCCCAGUUGACGUCCCUCUGUUUGAUGGAGGAUGGAGGCAAAAAGAUGGUCUUUCUUUCCGUUCGUGAUACUUUUCAUCCUUCUGCAUUAUGUUCUCUACUACCUAGAUUCAUUCCAUUUAGAUGGUUAGGAUCGGAACGUGUACGUCAUAAAUGUAUUAUAUCAACAGUUUCAGUUGGUUUGGUCGGUUGGAUUUUCAGGUUUAUGAGCCAUUUUGCUGGUAGUUUACUCAUAUCGCAAUUGUUCUGGCCCUUUGAAUC
Molecule: messenger RNA, 1273 nt
Organism: Punica granatum (pomegranate)
Lineage: Eukaryota; Viridiplantae; Streptophyta; Magnoliopsida; Myrtales; Lythraceae
Source: RefSeq, a predicted model, not a curated record